This is a messenger RNA of Zea mays, 1262 nucleotides long. RefSeq lists its product as uncharacterized. Gene Ontology annotation, biological process: phytochromobilin biosynthetic process; heme oxidation. The coding region runs from base 242 to 1099 and encodes 285 amino acids. The transcript is spliced from 4 exons. NCBI's taxonomy places the organism in Eukaryota, Viridiplantae, Streptophyta, Magnoliopsida, Poales, Poaceae. The record is from RefSeq and is marked provisional. Gene Ontology annotation, molecular function: heme oxygenase (decyclizing) activity.
GCCGUUCCAAUCCAUUCCCCCGGUUCUCAUUCCCAUCCCCGCCUCCUAUUCUCCUCGCUCGCGCUGACGCGCUCCCACACGCACCCGGCACCCCCCGCUGUGCCGCCACACCAACACCAACACCGCACUCCACCGCCACAGUCCCCGCCCCCGCGUCGCUGUCGUCCGUCAUCGGUGCCGUCGCUUCCCCAGCACGGUACCCCUAGCGCCAGCGCACGCUAUAAGGCACCGCGGCCUAGCCAUGGCGCCCGCACCGGCAUCGCUCUCCGCGCCCAACGCCCUCUCCCUGCCCGCGCCCGCUAGAGUCACCUCCGGGAGGUGGAACAGGAGCCUGUCUGUUUCCGCCGCUGCGCGGUCCGUGACCCGGGUGGUGUCUGUCGCGUCCGCGGCAGCGGUUACGGCGCAGAGGAGGUUGGUCGCCGCGGCAGCGGCCACGGAGAUGGCGCCCACGGCGAGCGGGGAGGAUGGGAGCAAGCCCUUCGUGGAGGAGAUGCGGGAGGUCGCGAUGAAGCUGCACACCAAGGACCAGGCCCGCGAGGGGGAGAAGGAGCCUCAGGCGCCCCCCGUCGCCAAGUGGGAGCCCUCCGUCGAGGGCUACCUCCGAUUCCUCGUCGACAGCAAGCUCGUCUUCCAGACGCUCGAGGCCAUCGUCGAGCGCUCCGCUGUCCCGUGGUAUGCAGAGUUCCGGAACACUGGGCUGGAGAGAUCAGAGGCACUCAAAAAGGAUCUGGAAUGGUUCAGGCAACAGGGCCACACAAUUCCAGAACCAUCGCCCCCUGGCACCACAUACGCUACUCUACUGGAAGAACUGUCUGAGAAGGACCCCCAGGCAUUUAUCUGCCAUUUCUAUAACGUCUACUUUGCUCAUACUGCUGGAGGCCAAAUGAUUGGCAAAAAGGUUUCUGAGAAGAUUCUGGACAAGAAAGAGCUGGAGUUCUACAAGUGGGAGGGCAAUCUCUCCCAGCUGCUGCAGAACGUCCGCAACAAGCUUAACCAAGUCGCUUCAAGCUGGUCUCGGGAGGAGAAGGAUCACUGCCUGGAGGAGACGGAGAAGUCGUUCGCCUACUCAGGAGGCCUCCUCCGCCACAUAUUCACCUGACUUAACACUGUUGGCUGAUCCAGUUUCAAAUGCUGUACAUACAUAACCUUUGACUGUUAAAACUUUAUUACUGGUGAGGGGGAUCUCCCUCCCCCAGAUACGUUUUACCUGCAACCAAGUUGCCAAGUGUUGAAUAAACCUCCCUGCAUUGCUGGUGUUGGGU